Exophiala oligosperma is the source of this 1144-nucleotide messenger RNA. RefSeq lists its product as uncharacterized. The record is from RefSeq and is a predicted model, not a curated record. The coding region runs from base 158 to 526 and encodes 122 amino acids. Gene Ontology annotation, cellular component: anaphase-promoting complex. The transcript has a single exon. Gene Ontology annotation, biological process: anaphase-promoting complex-dependent catabolic process. NCBI's taxonomy places the organism in Eukaryota, Fungi, Ascomycota, Eurotiomycetes, Chaetothyriales, Herpotrichiellaceae.
CUAUAACAUCUUUAUUUCAACAAAUGAUAAUCAUACCACAAUUCAUGAUUUAUGAUCCCUUAUUCCUUACCCCUCGUUAAUCAAGAUAACCGUUCACACACCGAGUGUGAAUCCUCCGACCCCAUCCUAUCUCGGCCAAACACAAACCACCAAGACAAUGCUUCGCCGCAAACCUACCGCUCUCACAAUAACAAACGAAGACAUUGCGGCGUUUGAAGAACAACUCGCCCGCAGACUCGCCUACACGCGAUACCUCAAGACCGGUGAAGAUCCAGAAGGAUACUUUCGCAACCAUCAACAACAACAGCAGCCGCCUGGUGGUGGUGGUCAUUAUUACGACCAAGAUGCGCAGAUGCAGCAGAUGACCAACAACCAACGCGACGCUGCCAACAAUCACAACAACAAUGGCAUGUCUGCGACAACAACAACAAUUGAUCCGAACGACGAACUCAAACCUUUACCUGGAGAUAAAGCUCGUAUCGUGAGGAGUAGAGAGGAUAGAAUUAUCGGGACGGGAAAUAGAUGACACCGACAAAAACAUACACGCAACAAUCGCCACCACCCCAAAAAAAACAGAGAGAAGGAUUUGGAUCAAAUGGGUCAAGACAUGAUUAUGGAGUACGACAUUCAAAGUCACGAAAAAGAGAGAGAGAGAGAGAGAGAGAGAGAGAGCAUACGCGCGAUGCCUUAUAUCCCAGGUAUCAUACCAUUUCAUCCCAUGGGAUUCGUGGCCAGACGGCGCACUUUCCGAAGAAGAUCAAGGGUUUGACAAAGCAAGGGCAUUGAUUGGGGGAAAUCUCUACAUGAGAGGUGAGAAGAGUGUAAUAAAUCACCAUGUCAACUGGUACCUAAUGGCGCCAAAGUGAAUGAGAAGGCAAGCCACAAUAUCAAGCCCAGGCCAAGUGGCAAUGUCGGAAAAUCAUCACAUACAACACUUCAAGAGCAGGUCGAAGAUAUCAACUCUAUUUAAUUGAGACGAUUUCCAGGAGUCGGGUAAUCAGAACAUGAGGUAUGAUGAUUGAUGUUGAAGAGGUUAGGUUGGGACAAAGCUGCCUAAUGGAUAGGUAUGGGCUUUGCCAUCUGCUCAAUACGAUGAUUUCACGCAGUCAUCGCGUGAACGCCUCGACCAAAUUCUUAUUCUUUC